Molecule: messenger RNA, 1041 nt
Organism: Fusarium keratoplasticum
Lineage: Eukaryota; Fungi; Ascomycota; Sordariomycetes; Hypocreales; Nectriaceae
Exons: 9
Coding region: 1-1041 (346 amino acids)
Molecular function (GO): methyltransferase activity
Source: RefSeq, a predicted model, not a curated record
AUGGCACCCCCCUCUACUGACAACACCAACCCUGCUGAGGCUCCUGCAGACUUCCACCAUGCCCAGCAUUGGGCGAGUUUGAGGGCAGGAGACGCCUCAAAAGAGUAUUCGGCAGUAGGAGAUGAUGCUGCCAGUUCAACCAACUCAAUCUCGUCCAGCAUUCUUCACUACCGAACUAUCCAUGGAAGAACCUACCAUUCCGAGAGGGGGAAUGCCCAGUAUUGGACGCCCAACGACGAGCAUCACAAUGAAUCUAUGGAUAUCAAUCAUCACCUUCUUUCACUGUCACUGAACGGCAAGCUUCACCUUGCUCCGCUAAAGGGCGAUAUUCAAAAAGUCGUUGAUAUCGGAACUGGAACUGGCAUAUGGGCCAUUGAUUUCGCCGACCAGUAUCCCAACGCCAAGGUAGUUGGAACCGACAUCUCUCCGAUCCAACCCACUUGGAUUCCUGCAAAUCUGAAAUUCGAAAUUGAGGACUGCACCCAGGAAUGGACAUUGGACCCGGAAUCAUUCGACUACGUGCACAUGCGCUAUCUCUAUGGAAGCAUCAGUGACUGGUCUGCUCUAUUCAAGGAAGCGUUUAGAGUUUGCAAGCCUGGCGGCUGGGUUGAGAGUUAUGAAGCUUCCCCUCGUAUGGAAAGUGAUGAUGGAAGUGUUACUGAGACGUGCGCUAUUAAUGAAUGGGGGAAAUUCUUUAUCGAGGGUGGCAAGAAGCUAAACCGUACGUUUGAGAUCUUGGAUAAGGAUCUCCAGAAGAAGGGCAUGGAGGAGGCCGGCUUUGUCGACGUUCAGGUCUGGGACUUCAAGGCACCCAUCGGCGGCUGGGCUGAGGACCCUCGCCUCAAAGAGAUUGGUCAGUUUGCUCAGGCUGCUCUUGAACAAGACUACGAGGGUUACGUGCUUUUUAUGGCCAACAUGGUUCUUGGUUGGUCUAAGGAGGAGGUCUCGACAUAUUGCGCCCAGCUCCGUCGUGAGAUCCGCUCGGGCAAGUUUCAUCCUUUCUACCGCCAGCGGGUUGUGUAUGGCCGAAAGCCUGAGUAG